AUGGUGCUGUCGGAACAUGUCGCCCGCACGCCAGACACCAAGCCCAGGAAGAAGCCCGAUGCCUUCUCCUAUCUGAACCGCACACACGCGCCGCCGGGCCUGCAACGGAUGCGCGACCAGAGAGAGGCACGUGGGCGCCCGUCGUCGCCCACCGGACACAGCCAGGGCAGGGCCAGGCCAAGGACAGAGCCCUUCCACGCCCUUAAGAUGCAGAGCUCGCUGCACCAGGUUCCCUACAGCGACCGCACCGCCAUCAAGCGCAACAUGGACCAGUACGACUCCUUCGACAAGUUCCCCCUCGCCGAGCCCGUCCUGCGCGCCGUCAGCGAUGCACUGCCCGGCCUCGAGUACCGCAAUCCCACACCGGCGCAGGCUGUCGCCAUACCCGCUCUGCUCGGCAUGCAAAAAGCUGUGCGCACCAAAGCAAAAGCGAACAAGACUGGCCCCGACGCCUUUUUGCUCGCAGCCGAGACGGGGUCCGGAAAGACGCUGGCAUACCUUCUCCCUACCCUGGACGCCAUCAAGCAGAACGAGAUGCGCGAAAAGGAUGAGGCCGAGCAACAGGCCAACGAAGCGGCCCAAGAGGCCGCUGCGGCUGCCAAAGAGCACGAUAAGCGAACCGACAUGUUUGCUGCCGAGGAGCCAGAGAUCAACAAGGCCGUUGAUCCAGCCCGUCCACGGGCCAUCAUCCUCGUUCCCUCUGCCGAGCUGGUUGCACAGGUCGGUGCCGUCGCAAAGUCGCUCUCGCACACAAUCAAGUUCCGUGCCGCGCCCAUAUCUGCCAAGAUGUCUGCUACUGUCAUCCGCAACCAGCUCUUCAACCCCAACGGCGUCGAUGUUGUCAUCAGCACCCCGCCGCUCCUUGCCAGCAUUGCCCAAAGCAACCCCAACAUCCUUGCCCGCGUUACCCAUCUCAUCUGCGACGAAGCAGACUCCCUCUUCGACCGCUCUUUCAAGGAGACUACUACCGAAAUCCUCGAGCGGGCCACUCCAUCUCUCAAGAAGCUUGUUCUAUGCUCGGCCACCAUUCCCAAAUACCUCGACAAGUACCUUGCACAGAGGUUUCCCGACAUGCACCGCCUCGUCACCCCCAACUUGCACGCCAUUCCCCGCAGGGUGCAGUUGGGCGUCGUGGACGUGAACAAGGAUCCCUACCGCGGUAACAAGUUACUUGCUUGUGCAGACACGAUAUGGCAAAUUGGCAAAGCAUCUGCUGACUAUGAUCCCACCGAGGGCAAGGAGGCAAUACCCACAAAGCGCAUCUUGGUUUUUGUCAAUGAGCGCGAAGACACUGAACAAGUGGCACAAUACCUUGUCAAAAAGGGCAUUGAUGCUCUAGCCUUCCAUCGCGACACAGACCCUUCGCGACAAGCAAAGAUUCUCAAAUCGUUUACUAGCGAUGCUUCACUCGGCACUUCGCCAGCGACUCAAGAUGAAGCACCCAUCAACUCAACACUGGCGAACAAACGCACUCUACCCAACACCAAGGUCAUUGUCACAACUGAUCUCGGCUCAAGAGGUAUCGAUACCGUGUCCGUUCGACACGUCAUCCUCUUUGAUGUUCCCCACACCACCAUUGAUUUUAUCCACCGCCUUGGCCGCACAGGCCGAAUGGGCAGACGUGGAAGAGGUAUUGUACUGCUCGGGCCAGGCGACCGUGCAGACGUUGUACGAGAAGUCCGAGAGGCCAUGUUCAGGGGCGAAGCGCUUAUUUGA
Bipolaris oryzae ATCC 44560 is the source of this 1716-nucleotide messenger RNA. RefSeq lists its product as uncharacterized. The coding region runs from base 1 to 1716 and encodes 571 amino acids. The transcript has a single exon. Lineage: Eukaryota; Fungi; Ascomycota; Dothideomycetes; Pleosporales; Pleosporaceae. The record is from RefSeq and is a predicted model, not a curated record. Gene Ontology annotation, molecular function: RNA helicase activity; ATP binding; nucleic acid binding.